Messenger RNA from Penicillium samsonianum, 1437 nucleotides. Its product is annotated as cytochrome P450. The transcript is spliced from 4 exons. Gene Ontology annotation, molecular function: oxidoreductase activity, acting on paired donors, with incorporation or reduction of molecular oxygen; monooxygenase activity; heme binding. Lineage: Eukaryota; Fungi; Ascomycota; Eurotiomycetes; Eurotiales; Aspergillaceae. The record is from RefSeq and is a predicted model, not a curated record. The coding region runs from base 1 to 1437 and encodes 478 amino acids.
AUGGCUGGGGCCACGUCGAGUUGGAAAGCAUACAAGGAAGUUAUUAAGCAAGAGUCGGCGGUUCAUGAGCUCUUUCAUCUCCAUAAGAAAUAUGGUGAUAUUGUCCGCGUUGCCCCGAACGAGCUCCAUUUCGGAAGCCCAGGUGCGUUCCACGAUAUCUACCAUAGCAGCAAAAGGUGGGACAAGGAUACGGGUCUUUACCGAACUCCCGGGGUUUCAUCCGGGUCAUUCACAUUUUUGAAGUAUGCUCAGGCAAAGGAACGACGGGAGGUGAUUCUUCCCAUUUUCUCCAAGAAAGCCAUUAAUAGUCUUGAACAUCUCGUCUGGCGAAACGCAAACCGCCUUGCAUCUUCCAUCGCCAAAACCAAUGCAUCAAAAAGUUCCAUCGACCUGCUCUAUGCAUUUCGAUCCUACACUCUUGACACCAUAAUGUGCUUCACAUUCGGCAACUGCGUAAACGCCCUCGAUGCGCCGGCAUUCAGCGACCCUCUGAUUCUAGCCAUGGAUGCUAGCCUUCGUAUGCUGCCCCUCAUGAAAAAUUUCCCCAUGAUCCGAGACCUUAUCUUCGCUGUGCCGCCGGCCUUGGUCAUGCGUCUCAUUCCCAACGCUCAAAAACUAGCCCCACGGCUGUACCAGGUCCGGGAUCUCGUUCAGAAACAGCUCCAAGUCGUCUUAAACUGCCCUUCAAAGCUCGAUACCGUGCCCCACCAGACCCUCUUCCACCGCAUGCUCGACGCUGAAUCAUACCGAAGCAAAGAGGUCCUGAAUCUAACAGAUCUACACGACGAAGGCUUCACACUCAUCUUCGCGGGCGCCAACACAGUAGCCGACACGCUGCUCAUGGGCCACUGGCACGCAAUGCAGAACCAAACCCUGCUAACCCAACUGAGAACUGAGCUCCUGACCGUCUGGCCAGAUGUCGAAAAGCAGCCAUCCCUAACAGAUCUCGAGAACCUACCCCUCCUCACGGCAACGAUCAAAGAAUCCCUCCGGUUUAUUCCGUCCGGCGUAUCGCUAACACGCGUUGUUCCCCCAGGAGGCGCAGUGAUAUCAGGGAAGCAUAUCCCCGGCGGUACGGUAGUCGGAAUGGCUAUUUUGCACGUGCAUCAGAGCGCAGAAGUGUGGGGUACGGAUGCGCUUGUAUUCCGACCGGAACGUUGGCUGCAGAGCGUGGAGCAAGAAAAUGCCCGGAACGGGAAGAGUGAAUUGGAUCACUGGCUCGUUCCGUUCAGUCGGGGGCCGCGCAUGUGCUUUGGUAUGAACUUGGCCUGGGCGGAGAUGUACAUCGCUUUUGCCACUAUGAUAAGGCACUUUGACUUGACUAUUGACGGCACGACGGAAGAGGAUAUGCAAUGGCGGGAGUGCAUUGCGGCGUACUAUCCUAAUAGACACUUGCAUGCGUGGUGUCGCCCGGUUAGGUCUGGGAAGAUGAAGUAA